UAUGAUUGAAAUGAUAGCCUUGCAUCAUCUGGAAAGACCUCAUGUAGGGUAGACCUACAUAUCUGUAAACAGCUGAGUCGGUCAUAACGGGAUCGAUGUGACAGCGUGGCAGGUCAUAGACUGCUGUAAGUCAAACUAACUGAGGCAUAACAAGUAAAACUACAGCGGAAGGAGGGAAGUUCAAGUUGACUCUAGUAUACAUCUAAUCGGCGGCGACGUUGGAGUGAACUUUAAAGAUGAGUCUGACUCCCAGGCUACGAUUGGUCUGUUCUGGGACAACUCAUCCAGUCACAAGCCUUGGCUGCACCAGAAGAACAAAAUCAACAUCAAAUUAUGGUCCACACAGACCAACAGUGAGCACAGAUCAUGUCAGACAUGUGCACAUGUCACCUACACUGGGCCACUAUCAACCUGACAGGCAGUUCUUUACCUCAUCAACCAAAAAGGGUCCAUUCACGUCCAGGAGUGAUUUGUCCAAAGCAAAGAGGAUUGUCGUCAAACUGGGAAGUGCUGUGAUCACUAGGGAAGAUGAAUGUGGCUUAGCUUUGGGCAGACUGGCUUCCAUAGUGGAGCAGGUGUCUGAGCUGCAGAACCAGGGGAAAGACACACUGAUGGUGACCAGUGGGGCUGUGGCGUUUGGCAAACAGAAACUUCAACAUGAGAUCAUGAUGUCCAUGAGUAUGAGACAGACCCUGUCCCCCCGGGAAAGCAGCCUCCGGGGACCCCCGGCGAUAGAGCCUCGGGCCUGUGCAGCAGCAGGGCAGAGCGGAUUGAUGUCCCUUUAUGAUGCUAUGUUUACACAGUAUGGAGUCCGGACAGCUCAGGUCCUAGUCACCAAGCCUGAUUUUUACAACGACAUGUGCAGAGAAAACCUGCGAGGUACAUUGUCAGAGCUGCUGAAACUUAAAAUUGUACCCAUCGUUAACGCUAACGAUGUUGUUGCCCCUCCACCAGAGGUUGAUAAAGAUUUACAAGGGGUAAUCAGUCUGAAGGACAAUGACAGUUUGGCUGCUCGCAUUGCCGUGGAAAUGGAGGCUGAUCUUCUGAUCAUCAUGUCUGACGUGAAUGGCCUAUACACCAAGCCACCCGGAAUGGAUGGCUCACGCCUCAUGCACACCUACUCUCCAGUCACUAACGGGGUAGUGUUUGGUGACAAGUCGCGGGUAGGCACCGGAGGCAUGGAGUCAAAGGUACGAGCUGCUGAGUGGGCCAUGAAGCACGGGACGUCUGUGGUGAUCUGUAACGGGAUGGAGGACAACGCUAUCCUUAACAUCCAUCAUGGUCGCAAAGUGGGCACAUUCUUCACCGAUGUCAAAACAACUACAGCAUCAGUUGAGGAUCAAGCCAUGCUGGCCCGUGAUGGUGGUCGUGACUUGCAGGCCCUAGACCCUGCCCAAAGAGCAGAGAUUAUUGACAGACUGGCUAACAGCCUGCUACAGAGAAAAGAUGAGAUCCUAGCAGCCAAUACCAAGGAUUUGGAGAAUGCCUAUGUACAAGGUUUGGAUAUGAACUUGCUAUCACGCCUGAAGCUGACGGAGGCCAAACUGGAGACGCUGGCCGAGGGUUUGAAGCAGAUAGCUGUCAGUUCUCACCAGAACGUAGGCCGUGUUUUGCAGCGCACUAAGCUGGCCUCGGGUAUGGAACUCUGUCAGGUGACUGUUCCAAUUGGCAUGCUGUUGGUCAUCUUUGAAUCCAGGCCGGAUUGUCUACCACAGGUGGCAGCCCUGGCAAUUGCCACGGGUAAUGGUCUCCUCCUGAAGGGUGGGAAAGAGGCGUCACAUAGCAACAAGAUGCUGGCCACCCUGGUGCAGGAUGCGCUGGAAAUCUACGUUCCCAGAACUACUAUUGGACUGAUAAAUAAGAGAGAAGACAUUGAAGACUUGUUACAGCUAGAGGGUUACAUAGAUCUGGUCAUCCCUCGUGGCUCCAGCCAGCUGGUGAAGAAGAUUCAGCAGGAGAGUAAGGGUAUCCCCGUGCUGGGUCACAGUGAGGGGAUUUGUCACGUAUACGUGGACGAGGAUGCUGACCCAGACAUGGCUGUCAGAAUAGUGCGUGACUCCAAGUGCGAUUAUCCAGCUGCUUGUAAUGCGAUGGAAACCCUCCUGAUUCAUAAAUCUCUGCUGGGGACAGCAGCAUUUGAUGACAUAUGUGAUACGCUGAGAGAUCAAAAUGUUCAGAUCCACGCUGGCCCUCGCCUUACCCAGCACCUUAAGUUUGGGCCACCCCCGGCCACUAGCAUGAGGCGUGAGUACGGGGGUCUGGAGUGUACCAUGGAGGUGGUGGAGAGUGUGGAGGAGGCCAUUGACCACAUCAACUUCCACGGAAGUUCCCACACAGACGCCAUCGUCACAGACAACGUUGUCACAGCGCAAACCUUCAUGAGGAUUGUGGACAGCGCAUGUGUGUUUCAUAACGCAAGCACCAGGUUUUCAGAUGGCUACAGGUUUGGUCUUGGAGCUGAGGUAGGCAUCAGCACAUCCCGCAUCCAUGCCCGAGGCCCAGUGGGUGUGGAGGGACUGUUAACCACCAAGUGGAUUCUUCAGGGGUCAGGCCAAACCGUGGCUGACUUCUCUGAAGGGAGACUCCAGUAUGCACACCAGACUCUGCCAGUAGACAAAUCCUGA
Liolophura sinensis is the source of this 2624-nucleotide messenger RNA. RefSeq names its product delta-1-pyrroline-5-carboxylate synthase-like. NCBI's taxonomy places the organism in Eukaryota, Metazoa, Mollusca, Polyplacophora, Chitonida, Chitonidae. Bases 237 to 2624 code for a protein of 795 amino acids. The record is from RefSeq and is a predicted model, not a curated record. The transcript has 15 exons. Gene Ontology annotation, molecular function: ATP binding; glutamate 5-kinase activity; glutamate-5-semialdehyde dehydrogenase (NADP+) activity. Gene Ontology annotation, cellular component: mitochondrion; cytoplasm.